Molecule: messenger RNA, 826 nt
Organism: Rattus rattus (black rat)
Lineage: Eukaryota; Metazoa; Chordata; Mammalia; Rodentia; Muridae
Gene: Tmem235
Product: transmembrane protein 235
Exons: 4
Coding region: 156-791 (211 amino acids)
Cellular component (GO): apical plasma membrane
Source: RefSeq, a predicted model, not a curated record
ACCUUCACUAGCCUGCUUCAUUUCAGUCCUGAACCCCGACUGUUCCCAGCCCACGGUUCUCUUCACUUCCCUGACACCCGGUGCAGCCAGUCCCUAGCUCCUCUUCCCACUCAGCCCUGUGUCCCGUGGUGCGCUGCUGUCCGAUUCCAGCUCACAUGGCCCUGCUAGCCGCGUUGUUUCUGAGUGCAGCCCUGGGCGCCUUACUCAGUUUCGCGCUGCUGGCAGCGGCGGUCGCCAGCGACUACUGGUAUAUCCUGGAGGUGGCAGACGCUGGCAGCUCGGGCGGCGCGCGGCUCUCCUCGCAUUCCGGGCUCUGGCGCACCUGUGAAGAACAGAACAGCUGUGUGUCCCUGAUCGACCCUUUUGCCAGCUCCGGCCUGGAAGCUUCUCCCUCCAUACAGCACCUGCUCUCCCUGCAUCGCACAGUCAUGGUAGUCUUGCCUCUGAGCCUCAUCCUCAUCGUGUGUGGUUGGGUCUGCGGCUUGCUCAGCUCCCUGUCCCAGAGUGUCCCUCUGCUGCUGGCCACAGGCUGCUACUUCUUGCUAGGGGGCGCCCUGACCCUGGCAGGGCUCAGCGUCUACAUCUGCUACUCACAGCUGGCCUUCGUGGAGGCUGCCCGCCUGUAUGGCCUGCAGCACGUGCAGAGCGUGCACAUCAGCUUCGGCUGGUCACUGGCCCUGGCCUGGGGCUCCUGCGCCUCAGAGGUGCUCAGUGGUGCUCUCCUGCUCGCAGCUGCCCGUCUCCUCACCCUGAGCCAGCGCCCAGGAAUGCCCCACUCUGUCAUCCUCUGAGUCCCAGUGUGGCAGGGUGGUGGGGAGAAGGACGU